Molecule: messenger RNA, 2248 nt
Organism: Ceratotherium simum simum (southern white rhinoceros)
Lineage: Eukaryota; Metazoa; Chordata; Mammalia; Perissodactyla; Rhinocerotidae
Source: RefSeq, a predicted model, not a curated record
CGGCGGCCUGAGGCUCGUUGGGGUGAUUUCGCUCGAAGGUGGAGGUCGCUUCCAGUAGAGGCAGAUGCUCACAGCCUUCAGGUGCUUUCCUGCUGACCUCCUUUUAUGUUGUGCUUAUUUUGAUGUCAUUAGUUUGUAAUGGGAAUUCUUUAGAAACUAAGUGGACAGCGAUUGGUAAAAACAAAACAUAAGUAAAUGUGCGGUUUAAGGCGAACAGCGGAAUGCACGAGCUCCCGAGGGCUUCUGGGCACAAAUCCCAAGGCCUUAAAGCCAGCCGCACGCACCGAUGCGGCUUGUGGAAACGCGGAGCAUCUGGUCAGGCGACGUACUGUAAGGCGAUAUUACUUUAAUCAUCUUCACAUCAGUAUUUACGGAGUAGCCACAGGUGCCUCAUCCUUUAGCAGGAGUUAAUUAUACGUUUAUUGGCCAAAUAAACAUCUAGCGUCACUCCAUGGAUUCCUUUGGGCAACCCAGACCAGAAGAUAACCAGUCAGUAGUCAGCAGAAUGCAAAAGAAAUACUGGAAAACAAAACAGGUCUUCAUCAAAGCAACAGGGAAAAAGGAGGACGAGCACGUGGUGGCAUCUGAUGCCGAGCUGGACGCUAAACUUGAGGUUUUUCACUCCAUUCAAGAGACGUGCACUGAACUUCAGAAGAUAGUUGAGAAAUAUCAGCUAAGACUCAAUGUUAUAUCAGAGGAAGAAAACGAACUAGGGCUCUUUUUAAAGUUUCAAGCAGAACGGGAUACAACGCAAGCUGGCAAAAUGAUGGAUGCCACUGGCAAGGCACUCUGUUCUUCAGCCCAGCAAAGAUUAGCCCUGUAUACUCCCCUGUCUCGUCUUAAGCAAGAAGUAGCCACGUUCAGUCAAAGGGCGGUAUCUGACACCUUGAUGACGAUCAAUCGGAUGGAGCAGGCGCGCACAGAAUACAGAGGGGCGCUGCUGUGGAUGAAAGAUGUGUCCCAAGAACUAGACCCAGACACCUUAAAACAGAUGGAAAAGUUCAGAAAAGUACAGAUCCAAGUGAGAAAUAGCAAAACUUCUUUUGACAAGUUAAAGAUGGAUGUUUGUCAGAAAGUGGAUUUGCUUGGAGCUAGUCGCUGCAAUAUGUUAUCUCAUUCGCUCACUGCCUACCAGAGAACACUGCUUGGAUUCUGGGAGAAAACAGCUCGAAUGAUGUCCCGAAUCCUCGGGGCUGGCACUGGCUUUCAUCCGUAUGAUUUUGUAGCUCUCAAGCAACUACAAGACACUCCAGGCAAGCCUACUGAAGAUGACAGAGGACAAAUAGAAAACAGUUCUCUCGCUGAAAACCUCAAUAAGUUAGUUUUGUCAGACGAAGACGUGAGCUUGGGAAGUGAACCAGCAACCAAAGAUCACAAGGAAAAACAUUUUCAAACGAGGGAAUUUGAAGCACCUCAGAUUUCUAACUCUGAAAAUGUUGCAAAAGAUUUACCUGUAGAUUCAUUGGAAGAUGAUUUUGAGAAGGAAUUCUCAUUUCUGAACAACCUCCUAAGUCCUGGUCCUUCCAGUACCCGUGAAUUUACCCAAGAAUGCCAGCAUGCCUCUGGGAGCCCCAAUGCCAGUCUCUCGUCCCAGGAGCCUUUGGUGGGGUCUGAGUCGCUUGCUCAUUCCUCACGAUUCCUUCCUUCACGACUCUUUGACCUUGGCCUUCAUGCCACUGGAGCUUUCAACAGCUGGGCCUCCCAAGGGAGAUUAGAACUUCCUCUUUCACACACUGAUAACCAGCCAGUGCCUUCACAGAGUCCAAAGAAGUUAACAAAAUCUCCCAACAAGUGUAACCAAGACAUGUCAGCCUGGUUCAGUCUAUUUGCAGACUUGGAUCCACUUUCAAACCCAGAUGCUAUUGGACACUCAGACGAUGAACUACUUAAUGCGUGACUGAAGUUAUGAUGUCAUUUCAAUGGCUUUGAGACAUCAAUUUUGCAACAUAUUGCCUUUGUGGAAAGGAGUUUAUUUUGUAACCCAGACACAAAAGCAUCAGGUUUGCCGAUAUCACACUUGUCAGCCAACUUUAGACAGAUGGUGAGGACCACAUUUGAAUAGAUUAAGUAUCUUUUUUAUAUCUUGGAUUUGCAGCUGUUGAUAAUAUGUGGAAAAUAUUAGAAAAUUAAAAAAUGAGUCUGAAAUAGAUACCAAAAUGUAUUUCAGAAUAACAGCCAGGAGUACUUCUGUCAGUAAGGAGUGGGGCUUAUUUCUUUGGAAAGCCUUUUACGUCUAACUGGCAUUGCU